Messenger RNA from Fusarium falciforme, 1914 nucleotides. RefSeq lists its product as hypothetical. The record is from RefSeq and is a predicted model, not a curated record. Bases 1 to 1914 code for a protein of 637 amino acids. The transcript has 4 exons. Lineage: Eukaryota; Fungi; Ascomycota; Sordariomycetes; Hypocreales; Nectriaceae.
AUGCGGCAAUUGAUAUCAAGCAAGUCACUUCUAGGACAAUGGAUGUUCGAGAUUGGGGCUAUUGCCUUGGCCUCGGCUGCCGUCGCUGCCAUUGUGAUCCUCCUUAUCAACUUCGAUGGUGAACGCGUCUUUGACGACCCGAUGAUCACCCUGAACGCCGUCAUCUCGACUUUGUCUACAACCAGCCGAGUUUGCCUCCUCGCCAUGCUUGCAAGCACCAUCAGCCAAUGGAAUUGGCUACUAUUUUCAAGCAAGCCUCGCCGUCUUGUCGACUUUGAAUACUUCUCCGCUGCGAGCCGCGGUCCUUUGGGGAGUCUCAGGGUCCUCUUGGACCUUCGUAUUCUGGGCGGGCCUGUAGUGCGAGUCGGCGCCCUCGUUACCAUCCUCACUAUCGCUCUCGACCCUUUUGCUCAACAACUCGUACAGCUUCAAGAGAGAAUAAAGGAGGGCGAGGCUCGCGAAUCUGAGGCUUUAAUUUCUACUGCGGAUAGUUAUUCUCGAGGUGUCGUCAAUAUGCCUUUGUCCUCAUUCGAAGGCAACGAGGGUAACUUUACCGUUAAGAAUGGCAGACUAGUGACCGAAGAUGACGAUAUGCUCUCGUCAGUAGAGCCAGAUUCCGGGAUGGACAUCUCGAUUAAACUCAGCUACGCUGACGUUGACCGGGGACUCAGACACCAAGUGGCCUACAACUGUUCCACAGCCGAUUGUGAGUACAAGCCGAGUGACUCGUUGGCUGUUUGCAGUCGGUGCGAUGACAUAGCGUCUUCUUUGAAGAAGCGUGUCGCCCGAGGAAAGCAACUACAGAUUGCCGAAUUGGUUAAACACCAAGAAUCGCCCAACGGGACCAACGAGUGCACGGAAUAUUACCUCCCUAAUGGUGUGUAUCUGAGCAAUCUAGACGGCGACGAUGACAUAUACUCGCCAUAUCAGUUGUUAUACAUGGUCAUGUUCGGCACUGGCGAUCAAAACAGCACGAUAGCGAUGACCAAGAUGGAUACUCUGAUAUGGGCCCAGAGUUUUAUCACAGUUGAUAAGAGUUCUCUACAAAAUGGGCUCUUCGAAUGGCCGAAGGUCAAGGUUGUUGCUCAGGAGUGCGCACUCUACUACUGCAUCAAGCAAUAUAGAGCUGCUGUCAAGAACGGAACACUAGAGGAAAAUUCGACUACCCUCGAGAACCACAAGCGUAUACAGGGUUCCUGGCAGAUUCAACCUGACUUCGGUAUUGAAGAAGAGGGCUUUCCCGAGUAUGCCAACAAUUCACUCGCUUGGGAUCCGGCCGUCGCCUCAUUUAGGAGGAGUGAACUCCUGUUGGGGGACGAAUCCCGGAACUGGACUAUCGCUUCAGAUGCCGUUUAUAGCAUCAGCUCCUUGAUCAAACAGACAUUUACCAAGUGUAUGGAGACACGAGAAAAUUGCACAGAAGAAGACGGCUUGGAUCCUCCGCAUGGGUUUGUUGCCCGCAGACAGUCCAACCCUCACAUCGCUGACAUGUUGCAACACGACCCUGGGGACUUAUUUGAAAAGAUGGCCCGCGGAAUGAGCGUCGCUAUUCGAAACGGGGCUGACGAAGGACAAAAUGUGAUUGGAACCACCUUUUUCCCCGUCACCGUCUACAGAGUCGCCUGGCCGUGGAUUAGCCUUCACUUGCUUGCUACACUCGGCAGCCUGAUGUUCCUUAUUGCUACCAUCUGGCCGACGCACAAGGCGAAGCUACCCGCCUGGAAGUCGAGCGAGUUGGCAGUCUUUUCGCAGGUGGCUGCGGCAAACGGAGUGUUUAGUGGUGGGGAGACGUACCAUGAACUGGAGGAAAAGGCAAAGGCUGUGCCAGUCGUCCUCCUCGAAAAGAGGAACCAAGAAGAGGGCAUUGUGCUGGAAGACCGUGGUGAGCGCAUCGAAGACAGGGUCGUUAUUUAG